Molecule: messenger RNA, 5325 nt
Organism: Polypterus senegalus (gray bichir)
Lineage: Eukaryota; Metazoa; Chordata; Cladistia; Polypteriformes; Polypteridae
Product: claudin-11-like
Exons: 3
Coding region: 439-1074 (211 amino acids)
Biological process (GO): bicellular tight junction assembly; cell adhesion
Cellular component (GO): plasma membrane; bicellular tight junction
Molecular function (GO): structural molecule activity
Source: RefSeq, a predicted model, not a curated record
AUGCCUCUAGGUGGCAGUAAAACCGCAGAAAUCGUUUAAAAAUGCAAGCUACUGUGAAGCAAUUUCAGUCCUGCUACUCAUACAACGCAAUGCCGACACCCCUACGAACACAUAAAUCAAACCGACAUUAAUAUCUUUCGCCCACUCCGACUGAAACGCCGCCACUCACUUUCAACGCCACCCCAGCACUGUUUGCCGCCUCCCGCCGUCGACGCCCGAGCCGACUGAUAGGCUAAAAGUUCCUCAGGCUUAUUUUCGUCGACAGUGAUUGGGUGUUGAAAGUAACGGUGAAAUGCAAUCAAGUCGCCACAGAGUUUAGAGUAGAGAUAGUCCGCUGUCUGCAACUAAACUCACCUGUAAACCGGGAUUGUUGAGUCCGUUGAAUAUACACGACGGCUUUGUUAAUUUAAAUUGAGACAUUUCUGAGUUACUCCUUUCAUGGCGUCGGCUUGCCUUCAGCUCUCAGGCUUUUUCAUCAGUUUCUUCGGAUGGAUUGGAAUAAUAAUCGCAACUGCAACCAAUGAUUGGAUUGUGACUUGCAGUUACGAGGUCACCACCUGCAAAAAGAUGGACCAGCUGGGAAUUAAAGGCCUUUGGCAGGAUUGCGUGAUGUCAACGGACCUGUACCACUGCAAAGCUCUGAGCGACAUACUGUCCUUGCCUGCUUACGUCCAGACAUCCCGAGCACUGAUGAUCUCAGCUUCUAUCAUCGGCCUGCCUGCUGUCCUCCUGGUUUUAAUGUCUUUACCAUGCAUCAACUUGGGGAGCGAGCCAGAGUCAGUGAAGCACAGGCGUUCUGUGAUUGGUGGCAUACUCAUUUUAUUAAUUGCUUUAUUUGGAAUAAUAUCAACAGUGUGGUUUCCAAUUGGAGCAUACCGAGACUCAGGACUGAUGACGUUUGGCUUCUCUCUGUAUGCUGGUUGGAUCGGUUCAGCUCUGUGCUUGUUUGGAGGAUCUAUGAUCACUUGCUGUACUGGAGAGUCUCCUCAGUACAAUGAAGAUCGUUUUUAUUAUUCCAAGAAAGGAGCUCCUGCAACAUCAUCUCCAAACCAUGCUAAGAGUGCACAUGUUUAAGAGCUUUUAGUGCACAUUUGCAAUUGGAAAAUGUACAUUUGUAUAUUGCCUUUUUUACCAAGACUUUUUUGUUAUGUUAAAACCAAUUCCAGCUUUUUUUUACCAAUUAAAUAAUAAAUCAUAUCCUUUCUUUCUGAAGCCUUGAAAACAAAAAUAACAAAAAUCACCCUCUUUUAUAUAAAAUCGUUAUCUUUCCAUUGUAUCUUCCAUUGAUUUUUCUUCUAUUUAUCUAGUUCAGGGUCACGGGAAAGCUGGUUCUUAUCCCAUGAGUGUUGGGUGCAAGGCUGGAACACACUGACACAAGCACAAUCACACUCUUUCCCAAAACUAAGGGCCCAUUCACACCUAAUUGUUUUCUGGCAUUUCAAUGCUGAAUCAGAUCACUCCUAAACCACCUAAAAAGUUAUUUCCCAUUAUUUUCAAUGACUUUGUUAGCACCAUUUUUACAGCAAGCAAUUUAGGAAACUCCUGCAUACAACAGUUUCAGCCAAACACUUCUUCCAAUGAAAUCAAUAAGAACAUUCCUAAAAUGUUGGUUAAACAAAAGAAGGGCGUUCUUGGAUAAGCUGGUAUUGUUGUGCAUGCGAGUCCUUUGGUUGUCUAAUGGCAGCUAUUGAGGGAGCGGACAAGUGUCCAAAUAUCUUACAAUCAUGUGAUUGAGUCAAGAUGCAGGUAUACAUUUAGUUUUAACUAGGUUAAAGUUCAGUAAGAUAUUUUAACAUAAGGGCAGAGUGGUAGUGCAGAGCUGGCAUUCCUUCCAUAUAACACCAACUGUAUGGGGUUUGCAUGUUCUGCCCAUACUUUUCUGGAUUGUUUGCUAUUAGUGAGUGUGUUUAACUGAGUAGUAUUGCCCAUUUUAACAGUGAAUACUGGAAAUGUGUCAGUAAUACUUUUCAGUAAAGGAAAAACUAGGUUAGUCCUUCCUGUAGUAAAUAACAUCCAGCUCUUUUUUCAAUCUGCAAUCUGAGCCCAUGGCUGAGUAUUAGCUUCUCUGGCACCAGAUCACACUUUUUCAAAAUAUAUUUAACAAAUAACUCAAUUAAACCUAAACAGAUACUUUAAUAACAGUGGUGGACAGAGACACACAUUCUAGGUGGAGCUGUUUGUUUCUUAUUCAGACAGUUUCAUUAACCAUCCCAAUAAGACUUCAAUACAAACUGCAGGAUACCAAGUGAAAUAGUCAGUCAAUUUAACUGGCAUUUUAAAAAAUCAGCAGAUUAGUAAUAAUAAUUAAUUCAUUACAUCUGUAUAGCGCAUUUUCCACUACUCAAAGUGCUCCAUGAGGGUAGGAUCCGGUAUGUGAACCCAUGAUCUUGCUACUGCGAGGACGGCAGCGCUACCAUUGUGCCACCAAAAAUGAAACAUAUAGCCUGCAGUAAACAAUAAAAUUAGCAAAGACACCAUUAAGACAAAGUAUUAGGAAUUUCUAGAGUGCAAUAUGAUGAUGAUGUCAUAUGUUAAGGUCAACUAUAUCCAAAGGAAAAUGGGAUUAGGAUGGAUAUGUAUGUGUGUGUGUGUUUAUGUGUGACAUCUUAUUUAUAUAGGAAUUUUGGCGUUCUGUCUUUCUGAGUGGUAAAUCUCUCAGUGACUCUAGUAUUAAAGUCAUUUCACUCAUGUUUUGUUAAUCUUUUCAGAUAAACGUUUCAUGUCCCUAACUCCUGAAACAGUCCAUGUUGUAUCUGUCUUUUUAAAAAGUAAGCAAUGAGAAGCAAAAUACGGCAUUUGCAUGACUGCAUGCAGAUAGCCAAGCCUUUCUGCUGUGCCAAUUACAGAAGAAGCCUUGCAUGUAGAUUUGACCUUUUUUGCUGGCCUGUUGUGUGAUUUUGAUGUCUGCUUGAUCAGGGCCAAGUUCUUUGAUUUGUAGUUUCUCUGCUAAGGUUGGAGAAGAGAUCUUGAAUUGAAUUUGCAGGUGGCUAAAAUCCCAUAUCUUCAUUAUGCAUGCUCAUCAUUGUCAAUAGCAGUUUUUGUGUACGCUGGCAAACAACAUCAGAUGUCCCAACUCCACUACUGGUCUCUGCUUGGGGUGAUAAAUUAAUCACCUUUUAGGCUGAUUGGCUAAAUUUACAUUGCUAUGUGGAUAUCUUUUGUCAGUGAUUGGCUACACUACUGCAACAACUGGGUGAUUGUUCUAGUGAACACAGUACCCCAGAAGAGAUAUUUAGAGAGAGGGGGUGAUUAUAAAGUGAAGUUCACUCAGAUUUGAUUAAUUAUUAUUAUAUAUUGCACACUAUUAUUUCAAACACACGCAUUCAUAAAAUGAGUAAUUAUUGUUUAUUUUAAAAAUUCAUAUUUUGGAAACCAAACUUAAAAACACUUUGGAGCAGGGAAGGUUCAGCACUAGCGCCCUCUAUUGACCGGCUGCCACUGUUUAAUAAUAGGUUUAUUUGACUGGAUUGCAAGCAGCCCAGUCUUUUUUGCUGGUGGUGUGAUUGAGGCCUGAAAAGGACCGGUGCAUCGUCCACCACAUCUGCUUCUUGUCUUACCCCUAGUUCUACAGCCGUAAUCACUGGCUCCCUGGGAACCUAAACUGGGCUGAUUAAAUUUAUCCCUCAGUACAUGCAGGACUACAGUGACUUUGGCAAAAUAGACGCACUCGUAAGAAAAAUAAAAUGGCCUUGCAGGAAGACGUAAAAAAAUUUCAGCUUCUUCCAGACACAUGUUAGAAAAACAACUAAUGUCAGGAUGAGAUUCCUUGGGUAAGACAAUGACGGAAUAGAUGCAUAGAAUGUUCUUAUAAAAAAAGUAUUGCAAACUUAGACUACAGCAAUUAGGGAUAGACAGUGUUUGACAUUUAGGCUUUGGGCGGUGGGGGUCGGUGGGCUGGAGUUUAGGGGCAGACAUUUUCACAACCAUACUUCUACAAAUUCAUAGAUAGAUACACCAUAUUCCAAGUCACAUAACAUAAACUGUUUGUGAAAUAAAGUUACAGUAUAACCUAACUCUCGCAAUAACAGGUUUAAAACCUUGAAAUUCUGAAAAAGUACACAAGCUAUAAUGAAACUGAAAGGACUGAUGACUUCUUUUUUUGGGCUUAAUGUACUUGAGCCAAAGUAAACACUUUUUUACUUUUAAACAAGUUAGAAGAUGCACGCAAUGGUGGAGUAAUACGGAGGCAUUGUGGAAUUGAAUUAACUUGAGUUAGGUGGACUGUGGAGGUGUGGGUAGGCAUUUGUGUGGUUAUAAUAUGAUGGACUAGUGUCCUGUCCAAGGAUGGUUUCAGCCUUGUUCCUUAUGGUUGCUGGGUUAGGCUCCAAUUUCCCUGUGUCCCUGCUUAAAUAAGUGGGUUUAAACCAGGGGUAUCCAACUCUGAUCGUGGAGAGCUAAAGUGGCUUCAGGUUAUCCUUUCUGCUAUAAUUUUAUGUCAAUGACCAAUUUAUACUGCUAGUUAACUCUUUUCUCUUCAUUUUAAUCGACUUCUGAUUUAACACUCACAUCCCUUAAUUGCUUUUCUUCCUUUAAUUAGCAGCCAAAUAAUAAUGAGAUACAAAAUGAGCCAAUGCAUGACCUACAAACCUGUGUCCAUCCUACAAUAUCUGAAAAUAUAGAAAAGGAAAGGUAUCUGUGUGUUAUAACCCCGUCACUCAACCCAGAUUGCGAUUUGCUCAAUGCUGAUGACCCUUUCGAUGUUACACUUGCCGGCAUUAGAAAUUUUGCAACAGAAGUAAUGUUUCUAAAGUAAUUAAACAUCUAAUUUUAUGUAUUCUUGUUUUUGUUUUGUAAAUAAACGAAUGUAAAAAACAGUGAAGUUUUUCUCUUGCCUGUGCCUGCGUCGGGGAUAUAACACACGAGUGCCUGUGGCGGGGUUAUAACAUAUGAGUACCGGUCUCAGUAUUGUUGCUCUGCUCAAGUCCACAAAACAUUUUGACAGUGAUCUCAAAAAUGGAAAUCAACUGCUUUGCAGAUCUCUGCUGUGUUAGAAUGAGAGUCAAUAACAAGAACUGGCUUCCAAUUAAGAAACUGGCGUGAAAUUGGUUGGAGUUUGAGACCCCCGACUUAACUGGCCAUCUGUUGAUUUAUUUCGCAUCUCAUUUUUGUUUUGGCUACCAUUUAAGGAAAAAGGAAGCAAACCAGAAGACUGGGUCUUUAAAACAAGUCAUUUAAAAUGAAGGGAAAAUAAGUUAAUUAACAGCAAAAAUUGGUUACCAAUUAGAAAGUGAUAGACCAAGAUCAGAAAAUGGAUGCAUUGAUGGAAAGUUGGAGCAUAAUUCAUUUGUUCUUUACUUCAUUAAAGAGACAUUUUUGUUUAUUAAA